Rosa rugosa (rugosa rose) is the source of this 2910-nucleotide messenger RNA. Its product is annotated as RNA demethylase ALKBH10B. The record is from RefSeq and is a predicted model, not a curated record. Gene Ontology annotation, biological process: mRNA catabolic process. Gene Ontology annotation, molecular function: demethylase activity; mRNA binding. The transcript is spliced from 8 exons. The coding region runs from base 603 to 2651 and encodes 682 amino acids. Lineage: Eukaryota; Viridiplantae; Streptophyta; Magnoliopsida; Rosales; Rosaceae.
AAUACCAAAUGCGUGCUCAAUAAGCCAAUUCUUCACCUUACACAAGAACAAAAUCACUCCACACGCGCGCCCAGCACUAUUUUCUUGCCAAACCCUAGAUCUUACACUCUUCUCUUAUAUAGAAAAGAAAACCCACCCCAGUCUCUACGCCACUGAGACUUUCAAACCCCAACAACAACAAAUGGAUACAUGAAUUCAAACGCAGACUCACCCUUUUUUGAUCUCACUUUCUUCAAUUCCCCACAAACCCCUUUUUUUCCAGAUCUGACUUGAGACCUAAACCCACCAAAGCUCCGAGCUUUCACCCCAAUUCAGCUUCAAAUUUCCACAAUUUUGCACGAUCGCUGCGGAAUUUGAACAAUAUAAGAGAAACCCAUUUCAGGUUUUGCAUCGUUUCUUAGAAAUUCGCACUCUUUGUUGUCGUAAAUGUGGUAAAAUCGAAGAAAGUUUGAGUCUUUAAGCCGGUUCCUGCUAGAUUCUGGGUUUUAUUUGGUGGGAUCUGCUUGAAUUUAUAACGUAGCCGUUGUUGGGUUUUUUGGGUGUAGAAGAUAGUGAGGAAUGCUUUAUAUUUGCUAGUACUGAAUCUUGUGUAGUGGGUUCUAAUGACAAUGCCAUCGGGGAAUGUGGUUUUAUCGGACAAAAUGCAGUAUCCUAGUGGCGCCGCCAUCGCCGGCGGCGAGAUCCACCAGCAGCCUCGGCAGUGGUUCCCGGAUGAACGUGACGGGUUCAUCUCGUGGCUGCGGGGUGAGUUUGCGGCGGCCAAUGCGAUAAUAGACUCGCUCUGCCACCAUUUGCGUGCAGUGAGUGAGCCGAGUGAGUAUGACAUGGUGAUCGGGAGUAUUCAGCAGAGGAGGUGCAAUUGGACCCCGGUGCUUCAUAUGCAGCAGUACUUUUCGGUGGCGGAGGUGAUAUAUGCGCUGCAGCAGGUUGCGUGGAGGAAGCAGCAGAGGUACCACCAUGAGCCCGUGAAAAUGGGGAACAAGGAGUAUAAGAGGUCGAAUUCUGGUGUGGGGUUUAAGCCGAGAAGUGAGCCUGUCAAGGAAUGGCAUAAUGCUAGUGUAGAGUAUCGUAGUUAUGAGGGGAGUGGUUUGGAGAAAGUGGGGAGCGAGAUACGGGAGGAAGUUAAACCUGGUGGAGAGGCGGGGAAAGUGGAUGAUAAGGGGGUGCCGCCGGCUGCAGAGAAGAAAGGUGCUCCUACAAAACCUCAUGAAUAUAUCAGCUCAAGGAGUUCAGGGAAUUCUCAAGGGACGAUAUCUGGCAAUUCAGAAUCUGAAGACGUGGUGGUAAAUGAAGGAUGCACUUCAAGCUCUAAAGAGAAUGAAUCACAUUCUACCCAAAUUCAGAAUGAGAAGCAGAACCUUUCCCUCAUUCCAAAAUCUUUUGUUGGUAACGAGACAUUUGAUGGAAAAACGGUUAAUGUGGUUGAUGGACUGAAAUUGUACGAAGAGUUGCUUGGUGACACUGAAGUCACAAAACUAGUUUCUUUGGUAAAUGAUUUGAGGGCUGCGGGAAAAAGAGGACAAUUUCAAGGUCAAACAUAUGUGGUCUCAAAGAGGCCCAUGAAGGGACAUGGAAGAGAGAUGAUUCAAUUGGGAAUCCCUAUUGCAGAUGCACCACAAGAAGAUGAAAUAUCUGCAGGAAUCUCCAAAGAUCGGAGGAUGGAAGCCAUCCCCCCCUUGCUGCAGGAUGUUAUCGAUCGCCUAGUUGGGAUGCAAGUUUUGACUGUGAAGCCAGACUCCUGUAUCAUUGAUUUCUUUAAUGAGGGUGAUCAUUCACAUCCUCACAUGUGGCCAUCGUGGUUUGGAAGGCCUGUUUGCGUCCUGUUUCUCACCGAAUGUGACAUGACUUUUGGGAGAGUAUUAGGAAUAGAACAUCCUGGGGAUUAUCGAGGCUCUCUCAGACUUUCUCUUACACCUGGAUCCCUCCUUUUGCUGCAAGGAAAAUCAGCAGACUAUGCAAAACAUGCAAUUCCUUCCAUCCGGAAGCAACGUAUACUUGUCACUUUCACAAAGUCUCAACCAAGGAAAUCCUUUCCAACUGAUAGUCAGCGUCUUCCUUCAUCUGGUCCCAGCCAGUCGCCCUACUGGAGUCCACCACCAAGUAGAUCUCCAAAUCACAUCCGCCAUCCUGUUGGUCCCAAGCACUAUGCAGCAGUUUCAACAACUGGUGUAUUGCCUGCACCACCUAAUCGUCCCCAACUUCCACCUCCAAAUGGCAUCCAGCCUUUGUUUGUGGCUGCCCCUGUUGGACCAGCCAUGCCUUUCCCUGCUCCAGUUGUCAUCCCACCUGGUUCGCCUGGAUGGGUAGCAGCUCCUAGGCACCCUCCACCUCGGAUGCCUCUCCCCGGCACUGGAGUUUUCCUUCCUCCCCCAGGGUCAGGUAGUUCAUCAGCUCCUCCUCAACAGUUUCCAAGUUCUGCAACAGAAAUGAACCUCACUGUUGAGACUGCUUCUUCAACAGAGAAAGACAAUGGGACUGGAAAAUCCAAUCAUGCAAGUGCUUCUCCUAAAGCAAAGUUGGAUGGGAAACCUCAAAGGCAAGACUGCAAUGGAACUGUGGAUGCAACUGGCAGUGGAAGAGGAACAGUGAAGCAAGAGCAACAGCAGAACUCUAACAAUCCGGCAGCAAACAAUCAAGCUGGAGCAGUUUAGGACCAGAGUGAGAGAAACAGAGAGAGAGAGAGACAGAGAGGGUAGGCUGCAAACUGCAAUGAGUUGGGAGCAAAUGUAAAGAGCGGCAAGAUUCAAGACCUAAAGAUCAUACUAGCAAGAGGAACAGGCGGAAAAAGGAACUUUUGAGUUCUCUUUGGAUUCCCUUGUCCUCUUUUCUUUCUUUUUUCUUGUCUUGUUAUAUCAAACUCUUACUCUAGGUGCAAAAGCACAUUCUUAAAUCACCAUCUUUUGGCUCUUC